Melitaea cinxia (Glanville fritillary) is the source of this 636-nucleotide messenger RNA. RefSeq names its product P2R1A-PPP2R2A-interacting phosphatase regulator 1. NCBI's taxonomy places the organism in Eukaryota, Metazoa, Arthropoda, Insecta, Lepidoptera, Nymphalidae. Gene Ontology annotation, molecular function: protein serine/threonine phosphatase inhibitor activity. The transcript is spliced from 5 exons. The record is from RefSeq and is a predicted model, not a curated record. The coding region runs from base 1 to 636 and encodes 211 amino acids.
AUGGAUGUGGAUACUCCUAACAUAUUAAAAAGGUGCAGUAGCGCACCUCUUAUCAAUGAAGCGGCGUCUACAGCGGCUACUUCGCCUACGACUAAUACAGCGCCCAGGAGCACAUUUUUCAGCAUGUUCACAAAUAACAGCUUACCGCGCACGCGUAGUAACAGUAUCAGCUGUAGUCCGCUGUCAGCGCCCGUUAAGUUGUCAAGCCCGUGCGGCCGGCGGCUGGCGCGCGUGAACCAGCUGCGCGCGGAGGAGUGCGCGGACGUGAGCAACACGCGCGAGGUGGCGCACGAGCGCGAGGUGCACUCCGCCAUGCUCAUGGGCCAGUCCUACGAGGACCUCACGCUCGCCGGCCUCGCGCACUCGCCCACGCGCCUGCCCAGGUUCUCGGCCGCGGUGUCGCCGUCGCCGACGCGCAAGUUCACGACGCGGCGCAGCCUGUCGCCCAUCGCGCUGCGCGCGUCGUCCUUCAGCCCCGUGCGGCCCACCGUGCUGGGCGGCAAGCGCGCGCGCGGCGGCGACGACGCGGCGCCCGGCAAGCGGCUGUGCACGGGACUGGGCUCGCCGCCCGCGCCCGACUGCACCUUCCGCCCCGUGUCCCCCCGGGACGCGCCCGAGGCCUCCAACGCCAGCUAA